ACAAGAAUUUUUUCGUAAAUAGAAUCGUUAUAAACCGAAUUGUAGUUCGUAUACAGCAUAUUGAAUUACGCUCGUCGAGUGUAAAACAAGCAUUCUGUGUAUAUCAAUGCAUUGGUACUUUACAAAUUUAUUCCUAGUCGACCCUUGGCUCGAAACCGACAAAUAAUUACGGAAUUAUUAGUGCAGUCAUUCUUAUUUGAAAAAACGUGCAAUGGAAAAGUGCGAAAACCCACUGAAGGAGUCAGUGAAGGAGUCAGGGAAGUUGCGGCAGUUCCUUGCCACGAUAAUCAUAAAUCAGUUGGCGUUAUCUUACGGAAUCGUGAUAGGAUGGCCGUCACCGUCAGCGCAACUGUUGCAAAGUCCUUCGUCGCCUGUGGGAAACCCCAUGACUGAUAACGGCAUAUCCUGGUUGACUGCCACUUUGUGCCUAAGUGGUACUAUCACGGCUGUGCUAACGUCGGUGAUACCAGACAAAUUUAGUCGGAAGAGAUUGGGCUACAUAUUAGUGGUGCCAAUAAUUAUCGCCUGGAUGUUGAUCAUGUUUGCUACCGAGCACAUGUAUAUCUAUGUGUCGAGGGCUCUGAGUGGCAUCAAUGGUGCUGCUACGUUCUUCAUCGUACCAAACUACGUGUCGGAAAUUUCGUGCGACAGUAUCCGUGGCAUGUUGGCAAGUAUCGUGAUACUUUCCGUGAAUUGCGGGAUACUAGUGGCUUACAUCCUGGGUGGCAUAAUGUCCUUCCGUGCCUUGCCUGUGGUCAUCAUAGCGUUAAUUCUUUUCUAUCUUAUCACUUUCGUCUUCAUACCGGAGUCACCGUUUUACCUGGUGCGUCGAAAUCGUACGCACGAGGCGAUUAGAGCUUUGAAGUGGUUGAAAGCUGGAAACAGUCUGGAAGCAGAACGUACGUUGUCGCAUAUACAGUUGCAAAUCAAGGAGACCGCAUCCGUAAAAUCUGCCAAGUUUUCAGAUUUGAUUAGAGACAAAGCAACGAUUAAAGGAUUCAUAAUUGUCAUGGGUCUGUUCAUCGGUCAACAACUUUGUGGCAUUUUUGCGAUGAUCAGUAACACGGAAAUGAUUUUCAAAAUGUCCGGUAGUUCGUUAUCACCGAAUAUGUCAUCUAUCAUAGUAGCGGUUAUACAGAUCUUUGGAUCGUGGUUAGCGACAUUAUUAGUGGAGCGUGCUGGCAGACGACCCUUGAUUCUGCUAUCCUGUGCGGGAAUGUGCGUGUGUCAUUGUAUGAUAGGUGUAUUUUAUUAUCUUCAGAAUUUGCAAUAUGAAGUGUCCGCUUAUUCUUGGAUACCGGUGGUAGCGUUAUCUGCCUACAUGAUAUUAUUUGCUUUGGGAAUGGGAAACGGACCCAUCGUGGUGAUGUCUGAGAUAUUCAGCCGUGACAUAACCAGCCUGGCCUCGGCCAUAAGUAUCUCUGUAAGUUGGGCAUCUGCAUUCGUCAUGACGAAAACCUUCACAGAUAUCAUUAAUUUGUUAGGCGUGCAUGGUUGCUUCUUUCUCCUCGCUGCUUUCUGCGUAUGCAAUUUUCUGUUCUGCUUCAUGUUACUACCAGAGACCAAAGGACGGUUACGCGAAGAUAUUGUGGAUGAACUUAAUGGCGUGCGAUGUACAAAUAAGAACGAAAUUAAGCAUAUCAUUGGAUCAAAUUCAGUUCACGCGGCGCAUGUGUGAAAAUGUUAUUUACGUUCAAGGGAUCUGAAAACUAAUAAUACUAUUAGCGAAAAAAUUUGUAAAAUGUCUCCAUAAUUUAAUGUUGUAACAUAACUGUGUACAGAAGUUUACGUGUUGUCAGCGUCUCAAAAUUUUAUUUCCUUUACUAAUAAUGUGUACUACUCGAAAUAAUUUUAGUUGUUUAGUCCUUACAUUCCAUUUCGUAUUCCCAAAUUUAUUCGUUACUUAAAAUUUGGAAUAGUAUCAAUUUGUUCAAGUAUUUUAUAUGUGUUCAUUAUGAAAGUUGUUUAGCUUAUUCUUUGUACAACUUUUGUAAUAUACAUGAGCAAGUAUUCCAAAUUUUAAGUAAUGAAUAAACGACCUCCUGUCAAAGUCAGACUGAUUACACUUUAUUAAUAUGACAUGUAUUGCCAAAAAUAAUUGAGUAAAUAUGUAAGUUGCUUCGUACAAUUAAAGGGAGUCUCGCGUUAUUUACUUUUAAUCGAUUCAUUGUUUCUUCCGACAUUAUAUUUUUUAUUAACAUAAAAUUUAUCAAAACUGUUUGCAUUGUAUAUAACAUAAUCUCAUAAUAUCAUAUCUUAUCUUGCAAGUGUGUUUUACAAAAGCUAUGAAAAAUAUUGAUACAUGUGAAAAAUAUUGAUAUAUGAGAUAUAU
Trachymyrmex septentrionalis is the source of this 2332-nucleotide messenger RNA. Its product is annotated as facilitated trehalose transporter Tret1-like. The record is from RefSeq and is a predicted model, not a curated record. Gene Ontology annotation, biological process: transmembrane transport. Bases 212 to 1678 code for a protein of 488 amino acids. Gene Ontology annotation, cellular component: membrane. The transcript has 4 exons. NCBI's taxonomy places the organism in Eukaryota, Metazoa, Arthropoda, Insecta, Hymenoptera, Formicidae. Gene Ontology annotation, molecular function: transmembrane transporter activity.